AUGGCUGUUUUCACGUUUACUGUUCUUCUGUUUGGAUUUCUACAAGUCUCUCGAGGAUGCAAUGUUCUGAUUUUUAGUGGAUACGGUGAAGGAAGUCAUUUUAUGUCUGCUGCUCUUGUUGGAAAGGAGCUUAUGCGUCGUGGCCAUAGUGUCACUGCAUUAAUAAGCAAUGCUUACGAGUACAGAGCAAACGAAUCCAGAUACAAGGAUUUCAACUUUGAAAUAUUCAAGCACAAUGUUCCUCCUGAUGAAGUUCGGCUCCGCCGAGAGCGUUCCAAAGAGUCGGUAUUCAAUAGAACCUUAUACAAGGAGGUCAAUUUCGUCAGAUCAUCCAUAAUGAAUCGACUUCUCGAUGAUUGCCAAGCGUUGUUCGAUGACAAGCCACUUCUACGAAGACUCCUGCAAGCAAAGUUCGAUGUGGCUUUUAUUAAUCCUAUUUGGCCGUGCUCGUUGCUUGUUGCCGAGUAUGCCGCCAAGAUCAGAGACACGUGUCCUUUAUGGCUACCACUUGGAUGA
Molecule: messenger RNA, 516 nt
Organism: Lytechinus pictus (painted urchin)
Lineage: Eukaryota; Metazoa; Echinodermata; Echinoidea; Temnopleuroida; Toxopneustidae
Product: UDP-glucuronosyltransferase 2B23-like
Exons: 1
Coding region: 1-516 (171 amino acids)
Molecular function (GO): UDP-glycosyltransferase activity
Source: RefSeq, a predicted model, not a curated record